Styela clava is the source of this 2085-nucleotide messenger RNA. The record is from RefSeq and is a predicted model, not a curated record. Lineage: Eukaryota; Metazoa; Chordata; Ascidiacea; Stolidobranchia; Styelidae.
AUGCUGCAGAUUGUGUUUUUACAUCCUGAUCUUGGUAUUGGAGGUGCAGAAAGACUUGUCGUAGAUGCGGCUUUGGCAUUGAAGUCUAAGGGACACCGUGUUAGUUUUUUGACAUCACAUCAUGACAAAUCUCAUUGCUUUGAAGAAACGAAAGAUGGGACGUUCUCUAUUACAGUUGUUGGAGAUUGGAUUCCUAGACAUGUUGGGGGAAGGUUUCAUGCUGCCUUCGCAUAUUUAAGAAUGAUCUUCACUGCUUUUUAUCUUGCUUUGAUUUCAAAUCUUAAACCUGAUGUUAUUUUUUGUGACCAGAUAUCGGCGUGUAUUCCUAUAUUGAAAUAUGGAACUGGUGCAAAAAUCUUGUUUUAUUGUCAUUUUCCUGAUCAACUUUUGACAAAGCGUCAAUCAUUUUUCAAACAAUUAUAUCGAGCGCCAUUAGAUUGGCUUGAAGAAAAAACUACUGGGAUGGCAGAUUUGGUUCUGGUCAACAGUCAUUUUACAGCUAAAGUCUUCAAAGAUACGUUCACAUCCCUCAAGUCACUGGAAACACAUAUUUUAUAUCCAAGUUUGAACACAGAAGUAUUCGAUGAUGCAAAGCAAACGUAUGGGAAGUAUCACAUAAAACGAGAUGCAUUUCCAUCUGAUGCAACCUGUAUAUUUCUUUCAAUAAAUCGGUUUGAACGAAAAAAAAAUUUAUCAUUGGCUAUCUAUGCAAUGGCGGAAUUGAAGAAAUUAUUGUCUGAUGCCGAAUGGAAUAGCGUUCAUCUUGCAAUGGCUGGUGGAUAUGAUGAGAAUUUAGCAGAAAAUGUUGAACAUUUCCAUGAACUACAAGAUUUACUAGGUAAACUUGAUUUAAGUGGAAAAGUUUCAUUCUUUAAAUCAGUAUCAAGUACAGCAAAAAUGGCUUUGUUUAAAUCAGCCUCUGCGGUUAUUUAUACUCCAUCAAAUGAACAUUUUGGUAUUGUGCCAUUGGAAUCGAUGUAUAUGGAAAAACCUGUUAUAGCAAUGAAGAGUGGAGGACCUCUGGAAACCGUAGAUAAUGAAAAAACAGGAUUUUUGUGCGAUGAGAAUCCAAUUUCGGUAGCGGAGGCAAUGGUCAAGUUCAUCAAAUAUCCUGACCUUGCGAAAGAAAUGGGAUCAGCAGGAAAACAGAGAGUGAAAACUCAUUUUUCAUUCACAUCAUUUGCAAAUACAUUGAAUGGAAUGAUACUAUCAAUAUCAUAAAAGAAUGGAAUCAAGAAGACAUGUGCUGAAAGCAUUGCAGUACAUAUAAAUAGGCUGAAACUGGGCGAACAAAUAAUUGGACAAAUUGCCAAACGAAUAAGCAACAUUGCAUUGGAAUAGACAGCUAUUAUUUUCAGAAGCGGAUGAAAGUGUAACUAUUUUUCGUUUAACUUUUUUUUCAUACUUCGUUGCAACUUUGUCAACAAAGAACGUUUUCAUAAAUUAUUGUUCAACUUAGCAACGUACCUGGAUACCAUAAAUUUUAUGUCUGAUUUUCAAUCUGAGCGAGACGUGCAUUGUGUACUUGUGGAAAAUUCAUAAAAAUACACCAGCGACCUAUGGAAAAUUUAGUUUUGCGAUAUUGUAACACAAUGCGAUAAAAUAACUGUUCAUUGAUAAUCGAGUUGCAAGCAGUGGCGCAGCAGUGGGGUUCAAGUUUGAACGUCUACUUUUGAAAUUUUCUGACUAAAAUAAGGGAAUGAAUACUCUGAGUGAAAGACGUUUUAUAAAAUACUGCAAAUAAAACGAAAAAUAUACCAUGAAUUUUGUUUUAACAGCCACGCGAGAGAUAAAACACAGUAUGUUAGACACUGUAAAUCGCCAAAAUUCAUGUUCUUGCGGCAGACAUUAUAUUCGGGGAAGGCCAAUACCGAAUAAUUGAGUAUUUCGAAUGCAUUCAAAAUUAUUAUUUUCGAAUAUGAAAUAUCCAAGACAUUCAAAAAUCAAGUGAUUUACAUAUAAUAAACAAUAAACUAACUGUUAUCUACAAGCAUUUAUGUCCGCAGCUUGCUGUGAUAUUUUUUAUUGCUUUUAUUUUUUCAUAUCAAAUUGCUUAAAUAAUAAACAUAUGCAGUGAGUGUGGUA